AUGGAAUGUGUGGGGAUUAAGAGAACCAGCAAGGGAAGCCAGCCAAAAGCCAAAGAACAGAGGAGCCUGGGUGAUGCCGCCCAUCCAUAUCAGCUGCUGGGCACUGGUGCUUCGAGUCAGAGCGCACAAAGCCCGGGAGAGGAGGCGGAAGCAGCUGCGACUCCAAAGGCUGCCCCUGGCUGGCUAAAACGGUUCCUGGGGUGGACACCGAGGCCCGCGAGUGCCCGGGCCCAGCCCAGCCUCGCUCAGGAAGUGACUCCACCUGGGAGCAGCACAUCACAGCCACCACACAACAUAGCCAUCCCUCCACCAUCACGCUGGGACCAGUCUUUCCUGACCAAUGUCACCUUCUUGAAGGUUCUUCUCUGGUUGGUCCUGCUGGGUCUGUUUGUGGAACUGGAAUUCGGCCUGGCCUAUUUUGUCCUGUCCUUGUUCUACUGGAUGUAUGUGGGCACACGAGGCCCUGGAGAGAAGAAGGAGGGAGAGAAGAGUGCCUACUCCGUGUUCAACCCGGGCUGUGAAGCUAUCGAGGGCACCCUGACUGCAGAGCAGCUGGAGCGCGAGCUCCAGCUAAGACCCCUGCAGGUGAGCUAGGACCCAGCUCCGUGGUCUUGCAGCAGACCUCCAACCGGUCCUGUCUUCCAGGCCAUGGGGCCUGCGCUUGAUUUCCAGUGCACCAGAUGAGGGACGGCUUGCUGGUUAGCUCUGAGACUGCGGUUUUCUACAUCCUUCCCCUGAUCUGCUGCUGCAAUCUUACCUUUGAACUUCUCAUUGGUUUUGGUGAAACUCUAUCAAAGACACUUACUGU
This is a messenger RNA of Tupaia belangeri chinensis (Chinese tree shrew), 808 nucleotides long. RefSeq names its product SAYSVFN motif domain containing 1 (gene SAYSD1). Lineage: Eukaryota; Metazoa; Chordata; Mammalia; Scandentia; Tupaiidae. The record is from RefSeq and is a predicted model, not a curated record. The coding region runs from base 1 to 594 and encodes 197 amino acids. The transcript is spliced from 4 exons.